Messenger RNA from Vollenhovia emeryi, 1355 nucleotides. It is a transcript of the gene B9d2, whose product is annotated as B9 domain-containing protein 2. The transcript is spliced from 4 exons. NCBI's taxonomy places the organism in Eukaryota, Metazoa, Arthropoda, Insecta, Hymenoptera, Formicidae. Bases 807 to 1334 code for a protein of 175 amino acids. Gene Ontology annotation, biological process: cilium assembly. The record is from RefSeq and is a predicted model, not a curated record. Gene Ontology annotation, cellular component: MKS complex.
ACUGUAAGGGUGCCAUUACAUGGAGCGCGGAAACGCGGAAACGCGGAAACGCGGAAGAGAAUAAUAACUAGAUUCCCGCGUUCCGUUCUGUCUGUUUUAAUUGCCCCUUAUAUUACAUGGAGCACUAUUUGCACGGAAAAGCUAAUGCUGAAUAGCUGAUACCUAGCUUUAGUUUUAUUAAAUAUAUUAGCAAUCUGCUUUUAUUACUUUGCUAUGCAUGGCAUCUUAUGCGUAGCUUGUUUGUUGAUACUUUGAAAGUAUUGAAGAAACAUUUGCAAUAGCUCUUUAUUCUGUUUUACAUAAGCAACAGUAUGCAACCAUUUUGAUAAUGUUAUCUGAACAAAUUACACAAUACAGUCUAACAGAAUAGCAGUUGAUGUGAGCAAUUGUCCAUCCUGUUAUCCCUACGCUGUUUUCCGGCUUUUGUGUUUCUCCAUCACCCACGCAUCAGACAGAGACACCAUUACAGUCUCUAUUGCCUUCUCUCUCUGGUGUUGUCUUCAAAACCUCUCACGAGGCUCACAAUCUGUUUAUAUAAGUCUAUGGGGACUAUCCAGUCUAUAUGUAAUAUGUCUAUGGUUGUUACUGGUUGUCUGUUGUCUUAGCUGUUGUCAUAGCAACACAUCAGUCAACAUUGAAAUCCAUCAGUGAGUGACUGUUAUUUGUAUAAAGAGGUGCAUAAAAAGUAGAUUGGGUACCAAUAGAUCUGCAGAUAUAUAUUCUUUUAUUCAAUGAUUGUGAAGAGAAAUAUCCUAAACAACUAAUAUAUUUUGCAUAUUUUAUAAAUUACAUCAUGAUUUUAUGGAAUGGCUGAGUUGCAUAUAAUUGGACAAAUUUCAUCUGCAAAAAAUUUUAAAGAAUCACAUCUACUCUGCAAAUGGAACUUUUAUGUUGGUAAUGGUUGGAAAAUUAUAUCAGGACAUGAAGACGGACAAACACAAGAGAGUUGCGAUUUUUAUACUAAUAAUCCAGUUUUUGAUCACCCAAUAGAUUUGCAUUACACAACUCAGACUUUACAAAAUUCUCCAAAGUUAUUAUUACAAGUGUUUUGCAGAGAUAAUUAUGGAAGGCUAAUAUUUCUUUCAUAUGGAGCAUAUAAUAUUCCAUUGUCACCUGGUUCUUACAAUUUAGAUUGUCAUACAUGGAAACCUAUUGGUACUUGGAAAGACAGACUAUAUGAUAAAUUUUUGGGAAAAAGUUUACAAUUGAAGUCCCCUAGUAUUUUAAUCAACUCAUUAGACAGGUUUGAAGUACUAACACAAAGUAUGGGAACAGUGAUCAUUCACUUACAUAUCUUGGCAAAAAAUUUUGAUAAAUUUGGAUGUCAAUUGUAACUGGACAACUGGACACAAUAA